Molecule: messenger RNA, 2076 nt
Organism: Musa acuminata subsp. malaccensis (wild Malaysian banana)
Lineage: Eukaryota; Viridiplantae; Streptophyta; Magnoliopsida; Zingiberales; Musaceae
Product: probable indole-3-acetic acid-amido synthetase GH3.6
Cellular component (GO): cytoplasm
Molecular function (GO): acid-amino acid ligase activity
Source: RefSeq, a predicted model, not a curated record
UCUCUCUCUCUCUCUCAUGCGUGCCAACCCCAAAGGAGAGAAGGAAGAACAAAUCAUCUCUCUCUCUCUCUCUCUCUCUUCGGACAACUCAUGCGUGCAUUUAUACCAACCGGAUCGUGAGACUCCCAAUCGCGCACGCCGUUGAAGUUGACCGAGAAUCCCGUUUCCCGUCCUGCCUUGCCAGAUCCCGUCCGAUGGCGACGUCGGCGGCGGCCGAGGCGGCGAGGUGGGUCGAGGAGUCCACACGCGACGCCCUUCGGUUCCAGCUGGAGACCCUCCGCUCGAUCCUCGAGAGCAACGCCGGCACCGCCUACCUCCGCCUUCACCUCCGCGACCGCCUCCCUGAUCCCGCCCGAGUCGACCCCGCCCUUGUGGCCACCGCCUUCCGCCGCCUCGUCCCUCUCUCUUCCUACGACGACUACGCGGAUCUGAUCGAGAGGAUCGCCGACGGCGCCGAGCCGCCCGCCGCCCUCUCCCUCGAUCCCCUCAUCUGCUUCUUCAAUAGUUCAGGAACGAGCACCAUGAAGCCAAAGCUGAUACCUUUCUUCGAUUCCAUACACACCAAGUCUGCUUCCAGUCUUGCUCACCAAGCCAGCUCGGCCUUCCUUCACAGGUUAUUCCCUCCAAGAUCUUCUAGCAGUAAGAUUCUGUGGUUCUUGUACGCCGGAAAUGUCACCACGACCAGAGCUGGAUUCAAGGUAAUGGCAGCUUCUGCAUACCCUUUCCACAGCAACUCCACCACGACGACGCCUUCACCUUUGCUCUCGAUGUGCAUUAGCCCCCGCGAGAUCAUCACAGGGUCCGACGCCCAACAACAGAUGUACUGCCACCUCCUCUGCGGCCUCAGGCACUCUGCCUCCAUCGACUGCAUUCGAUCCCCUUACGCAGCUGGCCUGAUCAGGGCGAUGCGCAUGUUGGAGUCCAAGUGGAUGCAGCUCUGCGACGACAUCGAAUCCGGCUUGGUCAGCUCAGAGAUCACCGAGCUUGCCAUGAGAAGGGCGGUCGGAGAGCUGCUCGGUGGGCCGCGGCCAGACUUGGCCGCGAGGAUUCGGGGAGCCAGCAGCAGAAAGAAUUGGAAUGGGAUUCUUCCCCUUUUGUGGCCGGAACUGCGUUACAUCGCUUGUGUUAGCACCGGCAGCAUGGAGCAGUACUAUCCCACCCUGAAGCACUACGCCGGCGAGGGAGUGCCAUUGCUGGGCGGCGACUACUUCGCUUCGGAGUGCCCCAUCGGCAUCAACAUGGACAGGACGCGCCCGCCGGAGCUGACGAGCUUUGUGAUUCUUCCCGGUGCAGCCUACUUCGAGUUCCUUCCCUUUGACUUGGGAGCUUCAUCUGCUGCAAAAGAGACAGUAGACAUUUCCGGUGUAGAGGUCGGGAAGAUGUACGAGGUGGUGGUGACUACUUACCGGGGGCUGUACCGCUACCGCCUGAACGAUGUUGUCAAGGUCGUCGGGUUCCAUAACUCCUCCCCGAGAGUGGAGUUCAUCACCAGAGCACCAAAACAAGCUUCAGAGGACUUCACCGAAAGAGAUUUGAUGUCUGCAAUGGCCAGUUUCGAGCUUAUGGUUGGGGAGAGGGAUGGAGAACAGAUGGUGGAGUUUGCUGGUUACCUGGAUCCCAACUCGGACCAGAAGCAUCUGAUCAUCUUCGUCGAAUUGAGCAAAGAUUGCACCCUUCUACAGAGAGAGAGAAUGGAGGAGUCCAUCACGCAUUUGAGGAGAUGUUGUCAGUCCCUCGAAGGUUGCCUGGGGAGUGUUUACAAGGCGAAGAGGGCCGAGGGAGAUCUUGCAGCUCUGGAGAUAUCGGUAGUGAAACCAGGUAGCUUCGAAGGACUAGCAAGAGCAGCCGUAGAGGGUGGAGCACCUGCGAAUCAGUAUAAACCUGCGAAGAUCAUCAGAAACAGCAACUUUGUUGAUUUGCUGAAAGCAAAUGUUGUAAUAAGUAGUAGUAAUGGCGAGUUGAGAACCUUACCAGUGUAAGAUUGGCCGUCAUCGAUCUUAAAUGCUCCUCUCCAAGUAUCUGUUGAAGCUUGAAAGCAUUGUGAAGCAGUGUAAUAAACAUGGUGUUGUGCAUCAA